This is a messenger RNA of Drosophila serrata, 1700 nucleotides long. RefSeq names its product Cytochrome P450 9f2. Gene Ontology annotation, molecular function: iron ion binding; oxidoreductase activity, acting on paired donors, with incorporation or reduction of molecular oxygen; heme binding. The record is from RefSeq and is a predicted model, not a curated record. Lineage: Eukaryota; Metazoa; Arthropoda; Insecta; Diptera; Drosophilidae.
UAUCUUCUGGACGCUUAGAACACGAAACGCGCACUGUUCUCACCUAAGCUCCACAAACAUGCUGUGGGAAUUCCUGGCUCUCUUCGCGAUCGCCUUUGCGUUGUUCUAUCGCUGGGCGACCGCCAACAAUGAUUUCUUCAAGGAUCGAGGACUACCCUUUGAGAAGCCUUUGCUGUAUUUCGGUAACAUGGCCAGCAUGUUCUUCCGGAAGAAGGCCAUGUUCGACAUUGUCUGCGAUCUGUACAACAAGGGUGGCAGUGCCAAAUUUUUCGGUAUCUUUGAGCAGCGACAACCGCUAAUUAUGGUACGCGAUCCAGAUCUUAUCAAGCAGAUUACCAUCAAGGACUUUGACCAUUUUAUAAAUCACCGCAACGCAUUCGCCACCAGCAGCGACGAUGAUCCACAUGACAUGAGUAACCUCUUCGGGAGCUCACUGUUCUCCAUGCGUGAUGCCCGCUGGAAGGACAUGCGGAGCACUCUGAGUCCAGCUUUCACCGGCAGCAAGAUGCGUCAGAUGUUCCAGCUGAUGAAUCAGGUGGCCAAGGAGGCCGUCGACUGUCUGAAGAAUGACCAGCCAUCUAUUCAGGAGAUAGAUCUGGACAUGAAGGACUAUUGCACACGGUUCACGAACGAUGUGAUCGCUUCAACGGCCUUCGGCCUGCAGGUUAAUUCGUUCAAGGAGCGAGAGAACACCUUCUACAUGAUGGGCAAGAAGUUGACCACAUUUACUUUUCUGCAGAAUGUAAAGUUCUUACUCUUCUUUAGCCUAAAGAAGCUAAAUAAGAUCCUUAAAAUUGAGCUUUUCGAUAAAAAGAGUACACAGUACUUUGUGCGCCUAGUGCUCGAUGCCAUGAAGUACCGGCAGGAACACAAUAUCAUCCGUCCCGACAUGAUCAACAUGCUGCUGGAGGCGCGGGGUCUGCUCCAGUCGGACAAGACCAAGACGGCACCAACCCGGGAGUGGAGUGAUCGUGACAUUGUGGCCCAGUGCUUUGUAUUCUUCUUUGCCGGCUUUGAGACCUCGGCGGUGCUAAUGUGCUUCACCGCUCACGAGUUGAUGGAGAAUGAGGAUGUGCAGCAGAAGCUGUACGAGGAGGUGCAGGAGGUAGACCAGGAGCUGGGUGGUAAGGAACUAACCUAUGAGGCCAUCAUGGGCAUGAAAUACUUGGAUCAGGUGGUUUCGGAGGUUCUACGCAAGUGGCCGGCAGCAAUUGCCGUUGACCGGGAAUGUAACAAGGACAUCACCUAUGAAGUAGAUGGCCAGAGUGUGGAAAUUAAAAAGGGAGAUGUCAUUUGGCUGCCUACCUGUGGCUUCCAUCGUGACCCCAAAUACUUUGAGAAUCCCUCAAAGUUCGAUCCGGAACGUUUUAGCGAUGAGAACAAAGGUGAUAUACAGCCAUUUACAUAUUAUCCCUUUGGGUUGGGUCAAAGGAACUGCAUUGGUUCUCGAUUCGCUCUUCUCGAGGCAAAGGCCGUCAUCUACUAUCUCCUAAAGGAGUAUCGCUUUGUCCCCUCCAAAAAAUCCUGCAUACCUCUAGAACUGGCUAGCAACGGUUUUCAAUUGGCACCCAAAACAGGAUUUUGGAUCAAACUCGUCCAACGCAAUUAAUCUUAUUAAGAUGUAUGAAUGUUAUUAAAUGUUUUGUUAACUGAUGUUUAUUAAAGAUUGCAAGAUUUUUGUUUAAAGAAUUCAACUAUAA